Messenger RNA from Suncus etruscus (white-toothed pygmy shrew), 2911 nucleotides. It is a transcript of the gene ACTN2, whose product is annotated as actinin alpha 2. The record is from RefSeq and is a predicted model, not a curated record. Gene Ontology annotation, cellular component: cell junction; cell projection; Z disc. The transcript has 21 exons. Gene Ontology annotation, molecular function: actin filament binding; calcium ion binding. Gene Ontology annotation, biological process: muscle cell development; actin cytoskeleton organization. NCBI's taxonomy places the organism in Eukaryota, Metazoa, Chordata, Mammalia, Eulipotyphla, Soricidae. Bases 15 to 2699 code for a protein of 894 amino acids.
GCCGCCCGAGCACCAUGAAUCAGAUCGAGCCCGGCGUGCAGUACAACUACGUGUACGACGACGAUGAGUACAUGAUCCAGGAGGAGGAAUGGGACCGCGACCUGCUCCUCGACCCCGCCUGGGAGAAGCAGCAGAGGAAGACCUUCACUGCCUGGUGCAAUUCCCACCUAAGGAAAGCUGGCACCCAGAUCGAGAACAUUGAGGAGGACUUCAGGAAUGGUCUUAAACUCAUGCUGCUUUUGGAAGUCAUCUCAGGGGAAAGAUUGCCCAAACCUGACCGAGGGAAAAUGCGAUUUCAUAAAAUCGCUAAUGUCAACAAAGCCUUGGAUUACAUAGCCAGUAAAGGCGUGAAGCUGGUAUCCAUCGGGGCUGAAGAAAUUGUUGAUGGCAAUGUGAAAAUGACACUGGGUAUGAUCUGGACUAUCAUUCUUCGCUUUGCUAUUCAGGAUAUUUCAGUUGAAGAAACCUCUGCUAAAGAAGGUCUGCUGCUUUGGUGUCAAAGGAAAACUGCUCCUUACAGAAAUGUGAACAUUCAGAAUUUCCAUACCAGCUGGAAAGAUGGCCUUGGACUCUGUGCACUCAUCCACAGACACCGGCCUGACCUCAUUGACUACUCAAAGCUUAACAAGGAUGACCCCGUAGGAAACAUCAACCUGGCCAUGGAAAUUGCAGAGAAGCACCUGGAUAUUCCAAAAAUGUUAGAUGCUGAAGACAUUGUGAACACUCCCAAACCUGAUGAAAGAGCUAUCAUGACAUACGUUUCCUGCUUCUAUCAUGCUUUUGCGGGAGCAGAGCAGGCUGAGACAGCGGCUAACAGGAUAUGUAAGGUUCUUGCUGUGAAUCAAGAGAAUGAGAGGCUGAUGGAAGAAUAUGAGAGGCUAGCAAGUGAGCUUUUGGAAUGGAUUCGUCGCACGAUCCCCUGGCUUGAGAACCGAACCCCUGAGAAGACCAUGCAAGCCAUGCAGAAAAAACUGGAGGACUUCCGGGAUUACCGUCGGAAGCACAAGCCCCCAAAGGUUCAGGAGAAGUGUCAGCUGGAGAUCAACUUCAACACCUUGCAGACUAAACUGAGGAUCAGCAACCGCCCUGCCUUCAUGCCCUCUGAAGGCAAGAUGGUGUCGGAUAUUGCUGGUGCCUGGCAGAGGCUGGAACAGGCAGAAAAAGGCUAUGAGGAAUGGUUACUAAAUGAGAUCCGGAGGCUGGAGCGCUUGGAACAUUUGGCAGAGAAGUUUCGGCAGAAGGCAUCCACGCAUGAAACGUGGGCUUAUGGCAAAGAACAGAUUUUGCUGCAGAAGGAUUAUGAGUCCGCAUCGCUGACCGAAAUCCGGGCUCUCCUGCGGAAACACGAGGCUUUCGAGAGUGACCUGGCUGCGCACCAGGACCGGGUGGAGCAGAUAGCCGCCAUCGCGCAGGAGCUCAAUGAACUGGACUAUCACGAUGCUGUGAAUGUCAAUGACCGGUGCCAGAAAAUUUGUGACCAGUGGGACAGACUGGGAACACUUACUCAGAAGAGGAGAGAGGCCCUCGAAAGAACUGAGAAGCUACUAGAAACCAUUGAUCAGCUUCAUCUGGAAUUUGCCAAGAGAGCCGCUCCCUUCAACAACUGGAUGGAGGGUGCCAUGGAGGACCUGCAGGACAUGUUUAUUGUCCAUAGUAUUGAAGAAAUCCAGAGUUUGAUCACGGCUCACGAGCAGUUCAAAGCCACUUUGCCAGAGGCGGAUGGGGAACGGCAGUCCAUCAUGGCCAUCCAGAAUGAGGUGGAGAAGGUUAUUCAGAGUUAUAGCAUCAGAAUCAGCUCAAGCAAUCCCUACAGUACUGUCACCAUGGAUGAACUCCGGAACAAGUGGGACAAGGUGAAACAGCUGGUGCCUAUCCGAGAUCAGUCCCUGCAGGAGGAGCUGGCCCGACAGCACACCAAUGAGCGCCUGCGACGUCAGUUUGCUGCACAGGCCAAUGCUGUUGGGCCCUGGAUUCAGAACAAGAUGGAGGAAAUUGCAAGGAGCUCCAUCCAGAUCACUGGAGCCCUGGAAGACCAGAUGAAUCAGCUGAAGCAGUAUGAACACAACAUCAUUAACUAUAAGAACAACAUUGACAAGCUGGAAGGCGAUCAUCAGCUCAUCCAGGAGGCUCUGGUCUUUGACAACAAGCACACCAAUUACACUAUGGAGCACAUUCGUGUUGGAUGGGAGUUACUGUUGACAACCAUCGCCAGAACCAUCAAUGAAGUGGAGACCCAGAUCCUCACCAGAGAUGCGAAGGGCAUCACUCAGGAACAGAUGAAUGAGUUCAGAGCCUCCUUUAACCACUUUGACAGGAGGAAGAAUGGACUGAUGGAUCAUGAGGACUUCAGAGCCUGCUUGAUUUCCAUGGGCUAUGAUUUGGGUGAAGCCGAAUUUGCCCGCAUUAUGACCUUGGUGGACCCCAAUGGACAGGGCACAGUCACCUUCCAGUCCUUCAUUGACUUCAUGACUCGAGAGACGGCUGAUACUGACACAGCUGAACAGGUCAUAGCCUCCUUCCGGAUCCUGGCGUCUGAUAAGCCAUACAUCCUGGCAGACGAGCUACGUCGAGAGUUGCCACCAGACCAGGCCCAGUACUGCAUCAAGAGGAUGCCUGCCUACUCAGGCCCAGGCAGCGUGCCUGGUGCUCUAGAUUACACCGCCUUCUCCUCUGCACUCUACGGCGAGAGUGAUCUGUGAUGCCCAAGUUCUGUAAUUGUUGAUCCCUUAGAACGCAAUAAAAGCUGAGGUCACGGUUGAUUUCUUGGAAACUUUGACAAGCCUUAUUAAGUUAAGAGAGAUUUAAAAAAAAAAAUUACAGCUGUGUAAAUGCUGGCAAUGCACCCUGGCUGAAAUUCAGUUUCUUCAGUAUGUGACGAUGUUCUUUGAUAGGUUCUGAAUUUUUAGCUGAA